Molecule: messenger RNA, 2378 nt
Organism: Rosa chinensis
Lineage: Eukaryota; Viridiplantae; Streptophyta; Magnoliopsida; Rosales; Rosaceae
Product: IQ domain-containing protein IQM1
Exons: 9
Coding region: 566-2233 (555 amino acids)
Source: RefSeq, a predicted model, not a curated record
CCACAGAGUUCAAAACCAAACAACUUCUGUGUUUUUUCAAGGAAACCAGGCAAAAGCUACCUAGCUUCCUUACUUUGACCGCCCAACCCUUCCUCUUCCAGUUUUUCCAGUCUUUUGGUGGAAAACCUUUAUAACCCACCUGUUCACACACCUCAAACUCCAAGCCAAACGAGGCUGGCUGUUUUCCCAUCUCUCAAGCUUUGAAUUACUCAAACCUAUCGUGCCACUUGAACCAAAGAAAACUCAAAACGUUGAAACCGAAUCACCAGUCUCUCCUCUAAUUCCAAAGCAACCCUUACUCGAUUGUCUAUUUUCCUUUUUCCAAUUCUUUGACACGUAUUUGAAGGACUAGUUGUGGGGUUGUUGUUUGUUUUUGAGGUGUAUAAAUAAGUGAGGGGAUUAGCAAGUCAGAGUCAUAACACAUUCACUUGUGAAAGAUUUGAUCUUCAAGUUAAGUUUCCCUUUGGAUUCUCCAAACCCUUUUGGCUAUCCUCCGAACCCUUCAUCCCUUUUGAGAUUGAUACCCAUCAAUUUUGGUGUCCUAAUUUAGAAUUGCCACGUUUUUAUGGGGCAAUCUCAUUCCUUACUUGUCUUGGCCUGGAAAGAGAUUAGGAAAUACAACUUCUUCGAUUUUGUCUACAACUUCAGUUUGAUCAGUCCCAAAAAUGGAGCUGCAAUACUGAGAUCACACAGCUUCAAGAAAAGUUCUGAAAUCGAAACCAGGACCGUCUCCGAUGAGUCUAAUAACAAGUUUGGUGGCGUUAACAAUUCGAGUCGGCUGAAGGAUUGCAAGCCUGAAAAUGUAAAAUUGAAAAGGAACCUUUCGUUUAAGGAAAUGUUGCGGACAGAAGUUUGCAGAGGCAAAAAUGAGUUGAAGCAUAAACCAAUGCCGGCUCUUGCUCUGUCUCAACCUGAUUUUAUGUUUUCGCCUAGACCCGUUCAGGAGCUUGAUGAUGCAGCAGUCAAAGUUCAGAAGGUUUACAAGAGCUAUCGAACUCGAAGAAACCUUGCAGAUUGUGCAGUGGUGGCUGAGGAGCUAUGGUGGAGAGACACAUUAGAUUCUCCAGCUGGCGCUAAAGAGCUAUGGUGGAAAACUUUAGAUUCUGUAGGUCUCAAGCAGAGUUCUGUGUCAUUUUUCGAUGUUGAGAAGCCAGAAACCGCCGUUUCUCGGUGGGCAAGGGCUAGGACUAGAGCUGCCAAGGUUGGGAAAGGUUUGUCUAAGGAUGAGAAAGCACAAAAGUUAGCUCUUCAACAUUGGCUUGAAGCUAUUGAUCCUCGCCAUCGGUAUGGACACAAUUUACACAUGUACUAUGAUUUGUGGUUUGAAAGUGAGAGCAGCCAGCCUUUCUUCUACUGGCUGGAUGUUGGAGAUGGCAAAGAAAUAAAUCUCGAGAAAUGCCCGAGGACAGUUCUACAGAGCCAAUGCAUCAAGUACCUUGGACCGAAAGAAAGGAAAGCCUAUGAAGUAGUAGUCAAAGAUGGGAAGCUAAUAUUUAAGCAAAGUGGGAACCUUGUCAAUAGCACUGAAGGUUCGAAAUCAAUAUUUGUGCUAAGCACAACAAGGGCUUUGUAUGUUGGUCAGAAGAAGAAGGGUCAGUUUCAGCAUUCCAGUUUUCUAUCCGGAGGUGCUACCACGGCAGCUGGAAGAUUGGUUGCCCAUGAUGGGGUUCUUGAGGCUAUUUGGCCUUACAGUGGUCACUACCACCCAACAGAAGAGAACUUCAUGGAAUUCAUCAGCUUCCUCCAAGACAACAAUGUUGAUCUCACUGAUGUCAAGAGGUGUGCAAUUGAUGAUGACUAUCCUUCAAUGAAGAAAACUGAAGGGGAACUAACAAAGCAGAAAUCAUUCAAGUCAACGAAAUCGGAUGGUGCAAACGCAACCAAUGUCGAUGACCUGACUGAGAGGGCACCAAUCCCCGCCGUCCGUUCUGAAGAGAACAAGAAGGUUGAUGGUGGCAGUGCAAAACCACCAAUGUUCACUAUGGGCAAGCGAUUGCCUUGCAAUUGGUCUACUGGAAAUGGAGCCAGAAUCGGGUGCGUGCGAGACUAUCCUAGUGACCUACAAACCAGAGCACUGGAACAAGUCAACUUAUCUCCUCGUGUUGGUCAUGCGACGUUGGUAAACCCUGGCCCAAUUCCUUCUCCGAGGCCCAGCCCAAAGAUCCGCCUCUCACCGAGGCUUGCAUAUAUGGGCCUGCCAAGUCCAAGGACCCCAAUUGCUGCGGCUAACUGAGUUUGAUGCACGCUGGUAAAAGUAAACUAGAAAUUUCUAGGGGGCGCUCCUUGUGCCCAAAUAAGGAGGAGGGGUCAAAGGAACUAAUCCAAUUUUUUUCUUCCUUUGACUCUCACAAAAUUUUAUUGAUUAGGUUAUAAUUUGA